UUCGAGACACGCUUAUGCGAAUCGCCGCACCACCAUUACCGCGGCAACUCGAGGCCAGCAAUGCUUCUCCAUUCCAUGGCGCACGUCAACACCGCCGCCGCCGCCGUGCAGCAUGCAGCCGUCGGCGCGGCUCCAAAUGCCGCUCCGAAGAAGAGCAGCAACACAGCCAGAUGCGACACCAGAAGGGCGUUUCUGCACGGCGUGUUGAUCGCUGCCGCCGGCGCCGGCACGCUGCUGGGCCACGUCGACGCCGCGCCGGCGGCUUCCAAGAGGCGGGCGCCACCGCCGGCGGAGGAGAAGGAGAAGAAGGACCCCAACAUGAGCGGCGUGCAGGCCAAAGUCAUGGCGAGCAGGAAGAGGAAGGAGGCCAUGAAGGAGGCCACGGCCAAGCUGAGGGAGAAAGGGAAGAAGCCUGCGGAUGCUGCCGCCCCGACUGUAGUAACCAAAACGCAGAUCAAAUCGGCAGCGGCCGUUGUAGAGUGAGUACAUGUGUGGCUGCUUCUGCGUGCAUCACUCGAUGCAUAUUUCCUUCUUUCCGGAAAAAGAUUACUCGUUCUUGACAAGCACAUAGUACUAUAUACUAAAGAUCAUAUGUUAGGAAAAAAAAACACAUGUUCAUUUCAUGAUUAUAUAUUGUUUUUCUUGUGAUA
Molecule: messenger RNA, 650 nt
Organism: Lolium perenne
Lineage: Eukaryota; Viridiplantae; Streptophyta; Magnoliopsida; Poales; Poaceae
Source: RefSeq, a predicted model, not a curated record